UGACGCGGGCCGCCCCUCCCCUCGCCGCCGCCGGCCGCCAUGUCGUCUUUCCCGGAGCUGUAUUUCAACGUGGAUAACGGCUACCUGGAAGGCUUGGUGAGGGGUUUCAAAGCUGGCGUGCUCCGCCAGGGGGACUACGUCAACCUGGUGCAGUGCGAGAGCCUGGAGGACUUGAAGCUGCACCUCCAGAGUACAGACUAUGGGAACUUCCUGGCCAACGAAGCCUCCCCGCUCACCGUCUCCGUCAUAGAUGACAAGCUGAAGGAGAAGAUGGUGGUGGAGUUCCGUCACAUGAGGAACCAUGCCUAUGAGCCCCUAGCAAGUUUUCUGGACUUCAUCACGUACAGCUACAUGAUUGACAAUGUCAUUCUGCUGAUCACUGGGACUCUGCACCAACGUUCCAUCUCCGAACUGGUGCCCAAGUGCCAUCCUCUGGGAAGUUUUGAGCAGAUGGAAGCCGUGAACAUUGCUCAGACACCUGCUGAGCUCUACAAUGCGAUCCUGGUGGACACUCCCCUGGCUGCUUUCUUCCAAGACUGCAUCUCUGAACAGGACCUGGAUGAAAUGAACAUUGAAAUCAUUCGAAACACACUGUAUAAGGCUUACCUGGAGUCCUUCUACAAGUUCUGCAAGGUGCUGGGAGGUACCACAGCAGAUGCCAUGUGCCCCAUCCUGGAGUUUGAAGCUGACCGGAGAGCCUUCAUCAUCACCAUCAACUCCUUUGGCACUGAGCUGUCCAAGGAGGACAGGGCAAAGCUGUUCCCUCACUGUGGCAAGCUCUACCCUGAGGGCCUGGCUCAGCUAGCCAGAGCAGAUGACUAUGAACAAGUCAAGAAUGUUGCUGACUACUACCCUGAGUACAAGCUGCUGUUUGAAGGGGCUGGCAGCAACCCUGGAGACAAGACCCUUGAAGACAGGUUCUUUGAGCAUGAGGUGAAGCUGAACAAGCUGGCCUUCCUCAACCAGUUCCACUUUGGAGUCUUCUAUGCCUUCGUGAAGCUGAAGGAGCAGGAGUGCCGCAACAUCGUGUGGAUCGCAGAGUGCAUCGCCCAGCGCCACAGGACCAAGAUCGACAACUACAUUCCCAUCUUCUAACCCUGCUCUGCUCCUGUCCCACCCUCCUGCCUCUGGAGUCUGGCAGGAUCCUUAUCUAACUCCCUGAGUUAUCCCAUGCCCCGACUCCAGGAUUGUCCCAUCUGUGGAACUGGCUCAGAUGAGGAAGCUGUACAGUCGCUAAUUUAAAUUAUUCACGAGUUUGAGUUGUGUGCUGUGAGGGGUCCAGAGGGACCAGUGGCACAGGCUUGGCCCUGUGCAGCAGGAGGGACCCCUCCUGCUGUGUAUCUCCUCAUCCCUGUGUUCCUGUACUAAUUGCUGUAUGUGCUUAAUGUUCCUAGAGCAAACACCAGCUGUGGGGGUUGCUGCCUCCAAGGAGUUCCCACUAGCACAGGGCACACAUCAGGGCUGCUGUGGCCAGGGGUCUGCUGGCAGUGCCCUGCACCCCUCCUAGUCACUGUUCUUCCUGUGAGGUGUAGUUUGUGUGGUGUGUAGUGUAGCCCGUGCUGCUGUGCAAUCCCUGCAUCCCCCUGUAACUAACCCUGACCUGGGAGAGACUGAGCAACCCUGGCCAGGGUUGGGAUGGAGCCUGUGGGGCAGAGGCAGAGCCAGGGGAGCAGAGCUCCUCCCUGCUCCAGCACCAUGUGCACUUGUGUCCUCAGAAGCAGUUCUCAGCAGUUUCCCUCCUGCCAUGGAGCCUGCUGCUUGAGCUCCUUUCUCCUCUGAAGACCCACAGCUUGGAGCUGUCACACCCCUGUGACAGUCAAGGCUCUGGGGACAGUGCUGGACCCCUGGGCCCCCCUGGGGCAGACACCAGGCUGGCAAAGCCACCUCCCUUGCCCAGGGCAUCCAGGCUGUUACUGCCAGGGAGUUGUACAGGCACAGCUGGUCCCUGGGCUGGGUGGCCCUUGGCUCUCCUCCACGCAGUCACCCCGAUGAGUGCAGAGGGUGGCUGGUGGCAGAAAUGUCCCACACCCUGUCCAGGCCCUGCCUGUCUGUGGUUAGGGGAUGGGAGCCAAGCCCUGGGCACGGCAGCCCUGCUCCUUGCUGUGCCCAGGACAGCUCCCACUGGUGCUCCAGGUGGUGUGACAGUGGAGAAGCCUUGCUGGUGGGAAAUGUGCUCGGUGGUGCUGCUGGGAGGAGGGAUGGAUGCAGAGUGGCUCCAUCCCAGCUUGUGCUGCAGUGUUUGUUAUCCCGUGAUCCUCUCUACACCAAUAAAUUCCUGCCUCCUGCA
Messenger RNA from Apus apus (common swift), 2287 nucleotides. It is a transcript of the gene ATP6V0D1, whose product is annotated as ATPase H+ transporting V0 subunit d1. Gene Ontology annotation, molecular function: proton-transporting ATPase activity, rotational mechanism. The record is from RefSeq and is a predicted model, not a curated record. The transcript is spliced from 8 exons. Lineage: Eukaryota; Metazoa; Chordata; Aves; Apodiformes; Apodidae. Gene Ontology annotation, biological process: vacuolar acidification; vacuolar transport; proton transmembrane transport. Gene Ontology annotation, cellular component: early endosome; vacuolar proton-transporting V-type ATPase complex; proton-transporting V-type ATPase, V0 domain. The coding region runs from base 40 to 1095 and encodes 351 amino acids.